AGACUAUUUCCAUCAUGCACUUUUCCCGAUCGUCCUCCUGCACUGUAAAAAAAUAUCGACAACAAGCAGCUGAUUCAUUGUGCAACAACCAAAUCUGAUCGUCAAAAACAAAUUGAAAAUGAAUCGAAUAAGCUGUCCUAAACAUCCUGAUGCCAACUUAAUCGAGGACUAUCAUGCUGGAGAUAUGAUCUGCCCACAGUGUGGUCUGGUGGUUGUCGAUAGAUGUAUUGAUGUUGGAUCAGAGUGGCGUACAUUCAGUAAUGACAAAGCCAACGCUGAUCCAUCACGUGUUGGUGCUGCAGAGAAUCCUCUACUCAGCGGUGGAGACCUAUCAACCAUCAUCGGCCAGCCGUCUGGAUCGGCAGGGUUUGGAGAAGACGGCGCCGCAAAAUACCAAAAUAGAAAACAAGUCAGCAGUUCAGACAGAGCCCUCAUAAGUGCAUUCAGAGAGAUAUCGCACAUGUCGGAUCGAAUCAAUUUACCAAGAACCAUACUGGAUCGAACCAAUGGAUUGUUCAAGCAAGUUCAUGAGCAGCGCAGCUUGAGGGGACGAAGCAAUGAUGCCAUCGCUGCAGCAUGUCUGUACAUAGCAUGUAGACAAGAGGGUGUUCCAAGGACAUUCAAAGAAAUCUGCGCUGUAUCCAGAGUCAGUAAGAAAGAGAUUGGCCGUUGUUUCAAGCUGAUACUGCGUGCAAUAGAAGCUAAUGUGAGCCUCAUCAACAGUGGUGACUUCAUGUCUCGCUUUUGCUCCAACCUCACCCUUCCUACAUCAGUUCAGAAGGCAGCGACCCAUGUUGCUAACCAAGCAAUGAAAUUGGAUCUUGUACCUGGGCGCAGCCCAAUCUCGGUUGCUGCUGCCGCAAUUUACAUGGCAUCUCAGGCCUCAAGCGACAAACGCUCUCAAAAAGAAAUUGGAGAUAUUGCCGGUACAGCUGAGGUGACCAUUCGACAAUCAUAUAAGUUAAUGUAUCCAAAGGCAUUAGAACUAUUUCCAGAGGACUUUAAAUUUGCUACUAAAGUGGAGGAUUUACCGGCGCCAUAAAACCAUCUCCCUUCCCCUUUACCCAUACCUCUUUAGUUGAAGUUAACAACGGGAACUUUAUAACAAUCAAUGAUUGUAUGUUGAUAUAUUGUGUCAUUGCCAAGCAGUUAAGUGGAUUCAAGCUUAUGGCCCAGUUUCAUACAGUUGCUUUGAAAGCAUAAAAAGUAGCUGAGCACAACAAAGUUAUGCUAAAAGGG
This is a messenger RNA of Asterias rubens (European starfish), 1239 nucleotides long. RefSeq names its product transcription initiation factor IIB-like. Gene Ontology annotation, cellular component: nucleus; transcription preinitiation complex. The transcript is spliced from 9 exons. The coding region runs from base 119 to 1042 and encodes 307 amino acids. The record is from RefSeq and is a predicted model, not a curated record. Gene Ontology annotation, biological process: transcription initiation at RNA polymerase II promoter; transcription preinitiation complex assembly. NCBI's taxonomy places the organism in Eukaryota, Metazoa, Echinodermata, Asteroidea, Forcipulatida, Asteriidae. Gene Ontology annotation, molecular function: RNA polymerase II general transcription initiation factor activity; TBP-class protein binding.